Molecule: messenger RNA, 2955 nt
Organism: Paramormyrops kingsleyae
Lineage: Eukaryota; Metazoa; Chordata; Actinopteri; Osteoglossiformes; Mormyridae
Source: RefSeq, a predicted model, not a curated record
CAGGUGCGGUGCUCUCAGACAAGCUCUAUCUGACGUCACCGCGGAGAGCAUCGAGCGGAGCGGGGAGAGAAAGUGCGGUCGGUGGACCAGGGAAGGCGAAGCUCUCCGCGCAGAGCAGUGUGCUGGAGAAUUCACCAGACAUCUUACCUGAAGACGAGGUGCCUUCAUUGGAUUAUUUUCUCAUCCCGUUAGCCGUCAAAGAUAUUGCUAUAUAUGUUAUUGUUUUUAUUCACACGUAGGAUCAUUAUCCAGAACAUUUUUUUCCUGCUGAAUGACUAGCCUCUUUAUUUGGUUUUCCCGUUCCCUCCACCCCGCUUUCCAAACCCUUGUCUGUGUUUAACAAUUUCACACCUUCGCUCUUCCUCUGAUCCCACCCAACAUUCCCUGUUAAAGAUUCACCACCAGGAAAAUGGCUGAGCAAGACAUGCUUGUCCUAGAACAGCUGAAGCUUGUUUAAAUCUGUGGACUCCUACAGUGAAGUGAAGAACAACCCCAAACAGAUAGGAGCCACCGAGGUGAAUUCAAGGGUGUACCUGGCUUAACGUGAAGUGCACAGCCAUGCGGUGGGUGGGUUGGUGUGGUUUCCACUCCUCUUUCCACCACUGUGCAGGCGGACAAACUCAGCUGAGCAAUUAAACGCCAAAGCAAAUGAAACAGUGGAGCAGAAGCGGCCUAUUAAUUACAGCUCAGGGGGUGCAUCUGUGUGAAACCAGGUGGUUGGCCUGCAGAGCCACGUCUGGUGUGAGCAUGAACAUGACUAUGAAUGUCAACAUGAACCUCAGCACCAAGGAUGGGAAGAUCUUAGAUGGAGGUUUGAACGUCAUGCUGACCAUACGGCUGCUGAUGCAUGGAAAGGAAGUUGGAAGCAUAAUUGGAAAGAAAGGAGAAACUGUAAAAAAGAUGAGGGAGGAGAGUGGAGCACGGAUCAAUAUCUCAGAGGGUUCAUGUCCAGAGCGGAUUGUCACCAUCACGGGUCCCACAGAUGCCAUCUUCAAGGCAUUCUCCAUGAUAGCGGUCAAGUUUGAAGAGGAGAUCAAUGCAUCCAUGACAAACAGCACAGUGACCAGCAAACCUCCGGUGACAUUACGACUGGUGGUUCCAGCCAGCCAAUGCGGUUCACUCAUAGGCAAAGGAGGAUCCAAAAUCAAGGAGAUCAGAGAGACCACAGGGGCCCAAGUUCAGGUGGCAGGCGACAUGCUGCCCAACUCUACAGAAAGAGCAGUCACUAUCUCAGGCUCCCCAGAAGCCAUUAUCCAAUGUGUGAAGCAGAUCUGUGUAGUCAUGCUAGAGUCUCCACCCAAAGGUGCAACCAUUCCUUACCGCCCCAAGUCCACAUCAACACCCAUCCUUUUUGCUGGAGGACAGAUGCGCACAGACACAAUUCUGGGGUCAGCAGGGACUCCUGCUGUAUUAGCACAGCCUCAGCCCUCACCAGACAUGCCUGAGAUAUGGUCUGCAGGUCCUAAGGUACUCAUUUAAGCUCGAUCCUAGUAGAGAGGGCCAUUCUCUCUCUAGUCUAUAUGUUGCCCAGAACAUAAAGAGCUUCAUCACUAUGAAUUUAUUUACAUGAAAGCAGAGUGGCUCUUAGUUUUAUAUUGCAUUGAAUUUCUACAGAGCUCAAGCGAUACAUCCACAAUGGCCUCAUAAUACAGUUGACACAAAAACAUAAAGAUAUACAUACAUCCAGAACUAUCGCCUUUCAGGUGACUUUGGGGAGUGCAGGGUCAGCCAAACUCUUGUAUAUAUAGAGGUACAGCAUGGCUACCUUACAUACUAGUAUGAAGGGCCUUAAUUUACUUGAACUCCAGCUGGUAGCCAAUGAAUGAAGCCUAGAACCAGCGACACAUGUAAGUGUUUGGAGAUGGAGUGUAAACCUACAAGGCCUAAGUCACUGCAAAGAAGACAGUGAUUUUGAGCUCACAGUGAAGUUGUGGACUGACUGGGCACACUACAACUAAGAUAAUUGGGUAAACUCACCAUAACAUACAGGGGGCAGCAUGUGGCCUCAGCACAUUUGUGGCUCCUUGAGCAAGGCCCUUAACCCCCAGCUCCCUGGGCGCUGCUACAGGUGGCUGCCCUUCACAGACAACUUACUUUACAAAGAGCAAGUUGAGAGAGGUGUAAAAACAACUUUAUUAAAGUAUCGAUUAUUAUUAUAUCAAAACUAGAGAAAAUGCUUUGAAGUAUUGUGAGAGGCUGGAAGAAAUACUCAUUUACUGGUGCAGAUCAUCACUGAUCACUUAAGUGAUCAUAUAAAACAACCGAGGAAUAUGCAAAAUGAAGUCAAACACCGUCUUACACCCUAAAGGCCGCGUGGUAAUGAUACAAAUUGGUUGUUCCUCCCUCUGCUUCUCUGUUUUAAGGGUGGACAGUUCUGGGGCUCAUGUGCCAGACUCAGCUGGAUUUUGUUUCAGUUCAGCUUUUUGGCCUCUUCAAACAGCUGCUAGUUACAUAUUACAAUUACUGGGCUGCACCCUGGAUAGGAUUUUGGAGACAUUGUCUGCUAGGACAACACCGGGAACACAGGGAAAACACGAGCCACAGAGCUAAGGCCCAAAUUCAGCCCACACCCCUGGAGGUGUGAGGCUGCAGUGCUGACCACCAAGCCAUCACUUUGGAUAAAUAUUUGUACUAAACAACAACAAAAUAUGUUUCAUUGCUAAACAUUGUUGACUUAUUUCUUCUACUACGAAAAUAUUACAGUUCUUUAACACAUUUUUCCAAUGAAAUAUACUAAUUAUUUAUCAGUUCUUUAAAAAACUUAAUUCGUCAGGUAAUCCACCUUGAUGCUGAAAAGCAAGGAUUUUAUAGUGUUUCUUAGGGAGGUACUGUAUGCUUUGAUCCUAUAUUUCACUCUGUGAGAUGCUUGCUUUUGUGGUAUAACCACAAAAAUGUAACAUCUCUCAGACCAUGAUGACAGACUGCUGAAAAGACUGUUAUAACUAUACUGUAAUC